ACAUUAUAAAAGGGCUCGAAACAACCUGCCCGGAGAAAGAAGAGAUUUGUCGUGCUGAACGCAGAGGAAUAUUUUUUUAUAGCGAUUUUUAUUGGCGUUUGAAGGACGAAAGAACUGCAAACAGAUACGGUCUGUUUACCCAACGAUAAUUCACUACUUUUUACAGCAAUCAGGCAAUCCAAAAAAUGGCAGAAGAACUGACUUUUACCAUUCAGAACCGCGAGCGAAUCCAGGCGGUGGAGAGCACCUUCGGCCGAACCGGAAAGAUGCUUCUCAAACCGGGCCGUAUUCUGGUGGGGGAGGGCUGCUUAUCGAAGCAGUGCAGACGCGGACCCAAACCCAAAGCGUUCUUCCUCUUCAACGACAUUUUGGUCUACGGUAGCAUCAUGGUGCCCGGUCGCUGGAACAGUAGCCAGAAGGUCAUUCCUUUGGAGGAUGUGCAGCAGGAGGACCUGGAAGACGGUAUGGCCAUGCCCAACCAGUGGCUCAUCCGCACGCCGCGCAAGUCCUUCUACGUCUCGGCGGCCUCGCCAGAGGAAAAGAAAGCGUGGAUGGGACACAUCAAGCAGUACAAGUCCCUGCUAGUGCAGGUUAAGGGCCUUCCCGCUCACAACCAUGCAGAGAACUUCGCUGCCACCUGGAUCCCCGACACGGCGUCGGCCAUCUGUAUGCGCUGCUCCAGGCGAUUCAACGUUGCCAAUCGGAGGCACCACUGCAGGAGAUGCGGUUAUGUAGUAUGCAGAGCUUGCUCAAAGAGCCGGGCCUUGAUACCGAACAUCUCCUCCAGACCGGUGAGAAUUUGCCGGGCUUGCGCGAACAGCGUUCAUGAGGGAAAUGAGCAGGGAAAGCAGAGAGCUAAGGGAAAGCACUGGAAGAAGAACUCCGUCGAGGAUGCGCCGACGUUACCCGAGUACGAGACGUCCAGCGACGACGAGUCCGGUGAGCAGGGGUACCAGGUGCCCACCAAGUGGUUCAAUAGCCCGGAAGAUGAGGGUUACUCCCCCUACUGCUACAUAAAGCCUGAGCACAAGAGUCCUCCUGUCUGUGGACUCUAAACCUGACAGAGGCGAUGAAGUACUAAUAUGAACUACGAUGAAGCUCGCCAUGUGUUGCACUUCUCCCGAGAACAAGAGCACAGAGACACUAGCACUGAUUUUGCACGGAAGUAUUUGAGUCACUUCUAUUGCUUUGCACUUUUGUAUAUUUGCAUGUGUACGUAUAUUGUAACUUUAUUGUGUAGCAGAUGUUUAUAUUAUAGCUUGUGUAGAACUGAUGGAACUAUGUACUUUUGUAAUCGGUGCAAUAAAUAAGCAUUAUUCAAA
This is a messenger RNA of Puntigrus tetrazona (Sumatra barb), 1322 nucleotides long. RefSeq names its product pleckstrin homology domain containing, family F (with FYVE domain) member 1 (gene plekhf1). The record is from RefSeq and is a predicted model, not a curated record. Lineage: Eukaryota; Metazoa; Chordata; Actinopteri; Cypriniformes; Cyprinidae. Gene Ontology annotation, molecular function: phosphatidylinositol binding; metal ion binding. The transcript has 2 exons. The coding region runs from base 186 to 1055 and encodes 289 amino acids.